Messenger RNA from Ipomoea nil (Japanese morning glory), 1938 nucleotides. RefSeq names its product transcription factor bHLH143. The transcript has 2 exons. Gene Ontology annotation, molecular function: protein dimerization activity. The record is from RefSeq and is a predicted model, not a curated record. NCBI's taxonomy places the organism in Eukaryota, Viridiplantae, Streptophyta, Magnoliopsida, Solanales, Convolvulaceae. Bases 129 to 1226 code for a protein of 365 amino acids.
AGAUUAUCCCCAAGACGUACAUCGUUGUGUUUAAGUUCAAAGUUAGUCUUUUCCUUUCUUUCUUGUUCCUGAAAACAAUUGGCACCGGGACCACAAACAUCAAUAUACACGGUUUUUAACGUGACUGAAUGGUUACGGGCAACGAGCUUCAACCUUGCCAGCAGUAUCCUGCAUGGAAUUCACCGAAUUUGAGCCAUGUUUCUGCACUUUUGCAGCUCAGGCAGCAAGUCAAUCUGCCAUCUUUUCCAAAUUCUUCUGCAUUUACUGCACAUGCACUUUCUCCAGGGAUUUCCACUUUGCUCAAUGGCUCUCCUAACUUAAAAGCAUCCCAGGCGAGUGAAAUCAAUGGGGUGUUUUUACCAAUGCUUCCCGAUUUGAACAUCUUAUCUCCUCCUGCUACAAAUGAUCAAUAUCCGAGUGAAUCUCAACCAGCUGGGAGACGAGUUCUGCCAAUUGACACAUCUGUCCCUUCUCGGAAAAAAUUUCUCAUUUUUGAUCAGUCCGGGGACCAGACUAGAUUGUUUAUUGGUCCAUCUUUUAGUCCUCAGAAUGAGCUUCUGCCCAAGAAAAUUGUUGGGAAUUAUGGUUCACAAUGCAAAAACUUGGGGACUCUCAGUGGGCACAGUUUUCCUAUGAAGCCCAUAAUUGAAGAACCAGUGAAUAGGACCCAUGGCAGCUGUAAAGGAAGCGAGAUGCAUGAAGACUCGGAAGAAAUCAAUGCAUUACUCUAUUCUGAUGGAGACGAGGAUGAGGAGCAUGAUGAUGAUGAUGUUGAUGGGGAGGAUGAUGAAGUAACUAGCACGGGUCACUCUCCGUUUAUGGUUACAGAAAGUAUAAGUGAUCAUCAACAGGUGAGGCAACUUUCUGAGAACAUCGCAAGCUCUGAUGGCUCAUCAAAAAGGCAAAGGCUGCAUGAUGGCGGGUACAAGAAGUCAUUAUUUACACACACUGCAACAUCAGCAAAGAUACCCAAAUCCUGCACUAAUGUGGAUGACGGGGAAUCAAGCUGUGUUAAGGAAAGCAAAUCCCACAUGUGCAGUAGGGAAAAGAAGAUAAGAAUCCGCGAGACAUUGAGAGUUCUUCAAAGCUUGAUUCUGGACAUAAACAGCAAUAAUGAUCCAUUGUUGGUCAUCGACGAGGCAAUAAACUACCUGAAGUUCAUGAAGAUGAAGGUGAAAGAGAUGGGAGUUCAACUCCCUCAAGCACACACCCCAUUUCCUCAAUAGACAGUGAAAAGCGGGCGCCAUACUUCUCCACUUAAAUGAUCUGAUAAAGGAGAAGCUCAAUGGGAGGUGUGCUUAAUUUUGUGCUUUUUCUUGAAGAGGGCGAGCAAAAAGGGAUGAUAAAUCUUUGAGUAGAGAUGAUGUUUUCAAGUUUUUUAAGGAUUAAAGGUAAGUCACACGUUUGAAAGCAUGUUUAAUGGUAGUGCUGUGCUGUAAAUGAAGACAGAACCCUAUUACCAUCACUCCAUGGAUUGAAAGCAUGCGUGUUUCUUGAUUUGGGUCCCACCCUCCACCACCCCCCAUCCCCAUCCCCAUCCCCACUGGUUCUUUGUCUUUAUGAGUUGUGAAUCCUUCUUUUAUCUUGUGUUGCUCCCAAAAGGGUGAUGACGGCUGGAAGUAGUAUACAAAAAGUAUGAAGAGAUGGGAUGGCGCAUGGAGUGAGGGGCCCUGCCUGGAAAAAAGAAAGAUUUAUCAAGAAAAAAGGGUUGAUGGGGCAUGGGGGCAGCCAUCCAUCCAUCCCUCCAUGAUCAAAUCUUGUCUUCAAGUUUGGUGUUUGUUUCUUUUUAUAUUGUUUUCAGUUGGCGUGUUGUGUUUCAUGAGAACUGACCAUGGACCCCCCUUCAUGUCUUGAGAUGCCAUGAUUAUGGUGUGAUGUAUCUGUUUUGUGUUGUGGUUACUAUAAAUAUCUCUCUGUAUUUGGUGUCUGCUUCUUCAA